Molecule: messenger RNA, 4520 nt
Organism: Callorhinchus milii (elephant shark)
Lineage: Eukaryota; Metazoa; Chordata; Chondrichthyes; Chimaeriformes; Callorhinchidae
Product: broad substrate specificity ATP-binding cassette transporter ABCG2
Exons: 16
Coding region: 211-2349 (712 amino acids)
Cellular component (GO): plasma membrane
Molecular function (GO): ATP binding; ABC-type transporter activity; ATP hydrolysis activity
Source: RefSeq, a predicted model, not a curated record
GGGGGAGAGAGGGAGGGAGGGGUGUGUUGUUGUUGUUGUUGAGCGGUGUUGGGGCUGAAGGAGUAAAACCCCCAGUGCCGAUCUUUCCGACGAGGACCCGUUCGCCAAAGAGGGAGCAUAUAUACAUAUAUACACACACAUGUAUAUAUGGGAACUCGUCUGUAACUAACGCCUCGUUCCUCUAAACCGAGUCGAUUUGCGGGCAAAUAAAUGAACUCUGUCCUGGACGCUGUUAUUUUUAACACGAUGGGAACUGAAAACAGCAAGAAGGAUCUGGCCGAGAUUCCCAACCACCAGUUUCCCCAUUCCAGCAGCCUGUCCCCGGGUCACAGCUCGCUCUCUGUGGAGCUGGGCGACGAGGACGCUUCGUUCCAGCGCUCAGUCCCCACCAGGGAAUCGCUCCGAUGCCCCCAAGGCUCUGUGGUCAGUUUCCACAACAUCGAGUACUUCAUCACCAGCUCCAGCCGCCUGCCCUGCAAGCGCAAAGUCAUCAAGAAACAGAUCCUCUUUGGUGUCAAUGGGAUUUUAAAGCCAGGCUUGAAUGCUAUUCUUGGACCCACAGGCAGUGGGAAAUCUUCGCUACUGGAUAUUUUGGCUGCAAGAAAAGAUCCCGCUGGGUUGUCUGGGGAAGUCCUAAUAGAUGGAAGAGAUCAGCCAUCAAAUUUCAAGUGCAUUUCUGGCUAUGUUGUCCAAGAUGAUGUUGUCAUGGGAACAUUGACUGUAAAAGAGAAUCUGUUGUUCUCUGCAGCAUUGCGACUGCCAAAUUCGAUCAGCUUCAAGGAGAAAGAAGAAAGAGUGGAUCAGGUUAUCUCUGAGCUUGGACUGACCAAAGUGGCCAAUUCCAAGGUUGGUACAGAAAUGGUGCGAGGUGUAUCUGGUGGGGAGAGGAAACGGACAAACAUAGGCAUGGAACUCAUUACAGAACCUCCAGUGUUGUUUCUAGAUGAACCCACAACAGGCUUGGAUUCUAGUACUGCAAACGCUGUUCUAAUCCUACUGAAAAGACUUUCAAGACGUGGAAGAACGAUUAUAUUUUCUAUCCACCAGCCUCGAUACUCCAUAUUUAAGCUGUUUGACAGCUUGAGUCUCCUGGCUAGUGGAAGAAUGGUUUAUCAUGGACCAGCCAAACUAGCACUCCAAUACUUUUCAUCUAUUGGAUACGAAUGUGAGGCUUUCAACAACCCAGCUGAUUUUUUCUUGGACAUUAUUAAUAAAGAUUCUACUGCAGUUACAACCAAUGAAAAAUGUGCAAGUGAUUUGAACCAUGAAAGUUCAGUUGUAGAAAGAAAAUAUUCAGCUGAUGAUGAUGUGGAGCAGGUAACUCCAAUGGCCGAACAACUGUCCGAACUGUAUCUAAAAUCAAACCAUUGGCAAGAUGUAGGGGAGACCCUUAAGAAGAUAGAAGCAAGCAGAGAUGAUAAAAAAUCGAACAAGAAAAAAGGACAAUCAAUUACAUAUGUAACAUCAUUCUUCCAUCAACUCCUCUGGGUUAGCAGACGAUCAUUUAAGAAUCUUGUCCGAAGCCCCGAAGCAUCUUUUGCUCAGCUAGCUGUAAUUGCUGUCUUGGGUCUGAUUGUUGGUGCAAUCUUUUUUGGAGUAACCCUUGAUCCCAGUGGAAUUCAAAACCGGAUAGGAGCUCUCUUUUUUCUAACCACCAACCAGUGCUUUACCAGUGUGUCUGCCGUUGAACUGUUCAUCAGAAACAAAAAACUAUUUGUCCAUGAAUACACCAGUGGAUAUUACAGGAUAUCAGCAUACUUCCUUGCACUGUUAAUAGGAGAUCUGUUGCCAAUGAGAACACUGCCUGGCAUUUUAUUUUCCUGUAUAACCUAUUGGUUGAUCGGUUACAAGCCGGUUGUCGGAAAUUUCUUCUUUUUCAUGCUUUGCCUAAUAACGGUGUCGUAUGCAGCCACUUCUAUGUCUUUAGCUAUCAGUGCUGGGAUGGAUUUGGUUUCUAUUGCAAACCUAAUAUGCACCAUAUGUUUUGUUUUUAUGAUUAUAUUUUCUGGCCUCCUUGUGAACCUGCCAAGUGUUGUGGGCUGGCUGAGCUGGCUCAAGUACUUCAGUAUCUCCAGAUAUGGUUUUACAGCUCUGCAGGUGAAUGAGUUCAGGGGACUGUACUUCUGCGAUGGACAAAAUAUUUCUACCUCGUUACCAGAUGCGCUGGCUAAUUGUUCAAGCUCAUCAAAGUUUGGAGGAGUAUGUUAUGGUGAAGAAUACUUGUGCAGUCAAGGAAUUGGAAUUGAUGACUGGGCCAUGUGGGAGAACAUAGUUGCCCUUUUAUGCAUGACCAUAAUCUUUCUCACCAUUACGUACAUGAAACUUAGAUUUAUGAGAAAGUACACAUAAAAAUUCUACAAAUAGGUAGCCUUGCAUCCAGGAAAUAUUUCCCUCUUUCACAGAUCCAGUGGAUAUUGAAACAUUUACCUUGAUACACAUUCACCAAAUAUAAACAGAUUUGAAAAAUGUAAGAGUCCGGCAGUUUACGUGCACUGAAUUGUUUAUAAGUGGUGGAAGUUAUAUUGGAAAGUCACCACUUAAAAAUACAACAAAAAAGAAAGCGUAGAUUUUUAAAGUUCAGUCUCCAAUAGCUAUUUUAUGCUCUAUUUGGCAUGAGUAUUUUAACUUUACUAUAUAUUCAUUCUGAUUGUGGAUUAGGUUGUUGAUUAAAACUGCUGAAUGGAUCAUUUUUAGAAAUGUUUGAAUGUUUUAUUUUCUUCUCAGACAUGGUGUUCAGUCAAUACACCACUGAGGAGGAAAAGUGUUUAUAGAGAAGGAAAAGUUUAUCUUGUGUUCUUUUAUAUAUCAAAAUAGUGUGGAUGAAGCACAUGUUGGAAAAUUCAUGUUGCAAUAUUUCUAGGCCUAGUAUGUUUUGUAAAAUAGUUUACAACUCUUCUAAGUGGAUUGUUUCAUAAUUCUGAACAGUAAAGUGUAGCUGCAUUAAUAAAUUAGAAGAGAAGGGGUCUAGCCCAGGAACUGAUACACUGGUAGAGAUCUAUCCUCUAGUAGAGAUAGUCAUCUGUCAGAAUAGUACAACUAUCUGUCUGGAAAUAAAUGAUUCCAAAUUGCAAUCUGGAAAUUAAAGCAACCUGGAGUACUUCACUUGUACUUCCAGAAAAUGGAAAUGUCAAUCAUUUGUGCAUCAGUGAAAAAAGUAGUUGGAAAACAUGGGACUGCCUAAUUAUCAUGCAAUUCAAUAAUGAGGGGACAUCUACUAAUGGAAGAUUUAUUUAACAGUCAAGCAGCUGUGGCCGGAAUUAUCAUUGUACUACAUUUUGCGGGACGUUGUAGAGCCUCAAUCUAAAUUUCUAUCAAUAUUAGGCUGACAAAUCGCUAUUUCAUCAAUGCUACAAAUGUUCAAAAUAGAAUACAGAUUGCAGGAUGUGGAUAUAUUUUUGGGCCUCUUCAGACAAAAUUAAGAGAAUACAAAAGCUACUUGACAAAUGUGUCAAAUUAUUGUAAUAUUAUAGGUUUCAUAAGGAUUAAAAGAACAGUAAGAUUAAAAUCUGGCAACCGCAGUCAAGGUUGUAUAAAUGGGGGAACUGAGACAGUUCAUAUUGCACUGCAGGCUUGUUCCAGUUACUAUUUGGAAGAUGUGAUUUCAAAAGCAGUGGUAUUUACACCAACUCAGUAUAAUGGUUGCAAAUUGUACUAGACUCAUUCUCUCAUGACUUUAUAGGUCUUAGACUGUUAUUUCUGACUUCCAAGUUGCAGCUAUCAAUUGUGAAAACCAUAUAACUGUGCAUUCCAAAUCCCAAGUCAACAAAGCCCAAAACAAAGAUUGUGAGCAACACUAUUGUUUUGGACUUUCCUGGCUUGUGGUUUACUGUUUUACAAAUCUCAUUGCAGGUUUCACAAUCAAUCUUUGAAACCUGGAAGUUGCAAUUUGCAACUCAACUCCAGAUUUUGAAUACAUUUGUUAAAUUUUCUAAACCAUUGUUUUUAUUGAUGAACUAGAGGUACCCAUUGCAGCUACGCUUGCAACCAAAGGAUCUAAUAGGGAAUCUAGAUUUCAGCGAUACCACUCACAAACCAUUUAACCUGUCAUAAACACUGUGCAAUGAGCUUGUUUGGGUCACAGCUCAUCAAUGACAGAAGAUCAUAUCAAAGCUAUGCCAACCGAAGGGGUGUACGGUGUGAUCGGGCAGGUCCUCGAGUUAUUGCAAGGCUGCCAUGCUCGUUUUUAGAGCUGGCAUUUUCAGGGAUACCACUCAAAAACCAUUUUACAUGCCAUAAACCUGAUGUGCACACCUUAAGCAAGACUGCUAUACAGGCGUCAUGCGCUUGUUUAGGUCAUAGGCCAUCGAUGAUAGGAGAAAGAAUAUGCCCCUGACACUUCUCCAUUCAAGACCUUUCCGAUGAGGUAUAAAUCAUUUUUCUAUGUCAAUCAGUUAUUGCGUAUUUGGCGGACAGAUACAUAGAUAUUUCAUCUUUAUUAGUAUAGAUGAUGCAGCUUCAGAAAUUGCUGUGAAUCCAUUGUGCAACAAUAAACAUUAAUCAGCACAGAACUGAAAAAAACC